GUAAAAGUAGUAAAGUAGGCUGCUGGAUGUUAUUGACUAAUGAAGCAAAGGAGAGGGUUUCUUUCCAGGAUGACACACAGACUCUUGACCUGAGAGAAGUUAUUAACUAAAUUUAAGUUUCAAACAAUAGUCAUCAAGCUGUAAACAGUUUAAAUGUUUCUCUGUGUGACGAUUAUAAUAGAGGACUUUCACUCUCUGACAUUUUAUGUGGUUUGAGCAGUUUGCAGAGAUUUCAUCCCUGGUGCUGAGAGGAAACCCGAGCAGAACCGCCCAGAACCAGACCCAUUAGGUGGUGUCAUGGUGUGAUCAGCAGCAGCUUAGUGUUCUCCGCAGUUUCUCUGCAGCUGAAACUGCAGCGGUGGCAGCAGCUCCUUUCUCUUCUCACUUCCUGCUUGGUUCACUUGGGCUCCACAUCGUCUCUGAACCUGCAGCUCGACUGAUCUCUGGAGAACUCAGAACCGGAUCUCUGAGGGGCGGAGCCAGCAGCGCCAGAGCAUGCCGGGUCUAAGCUGGGUGAUGAUCCUGAUGAUGACGAUGAUGAAGAGAGACACUGCCUCUGCUGACAUCAUCAAAGUAUCUAAGGUCAGCGGUGAGGAAGCGGUGCUGCGGUCCGGCUUCCAGGAACAGAUGUUGAGGACCAGACAAGAUUUCAGGUGGACCCACAGCAACCUGCUGCUCACCAACAAGUCCACCAGGUGUCACCACGGCCGCUGUCAGCUGCUGCAGGACGGAUCGCUGAGCUUCAGCGCAGUCCAGGCCGCAGACUCAGGAAGCUACACCCUGGAGGUCUACGACCACCACGGGACAAUCAAAGAGAAGAAGGAGUUCCUUCUGCAGGUGACAGUUAGCAACCAGAACCAACGGGUCGACCCGACAUCUGUGUCCCCAGAAAGCCCCACUGUGAUGAUCUCCAUCAUCUCCUUGGUCAUCCUGCUCUUCCUGCUGCUUCUCUUCAUCACCGUCUUCAUCCUGAGGAAGAGGAGGCUCGGCAGGUCCAGGACCUCAGGUGCAGCAGAUCCUAUGCAGGAGACCAGCCUCUACAUAGAGAUGCGUGGUAACCAUGGUAACCAUGGCACCAAAGACAGCCAGGAGGAGCAGAAGAAGGACGAAGAACCAAUUUAUGUUCCCUGUAAUCCUGGGAUUCCUGCUCAACCGCCUGAAAACAUCUAUGUGUGACGACCAAUCAGAGCCCUGCAGCCUUCCCACACUCAGCUGUGAUUGGCUGAGCUGUCUCUGUCUCUCACUGUUAUUCUUUUCAUCAAAUAAUGUCAAUAAAUGAAGCCAAAACUGAUGGCUGAUGGACU
Messenger RNA from Fundulus heteroclitus (mummichog), 1304 nucleotides. RefSeq lists its product as uncharacterized. NCBI's taxonomy places the organism in Eukaryota, Metazoa, Chordata, Actinopteri, Cyprinodontiformes, Fundulidae. The record is from RefSeq and is a predicted model, not a curated record. The transcript has 6 exons. The coding region runs from base 496 to 1176 and encodes 226 amino acids.